Messenger RNA from Octopus sinensis (East Asian common octopus), 957 nucleotides. RefSeq names its product protein tilB homolog. NCBI's taxonomy places the organism in Eukaryota, Metazoa, Mollusca, Cephalopoda, Octopoda, Octopodidae. The transcript has 8 exons. Bases 1 to 957 code for a protein of 318 amino acids. The record is from RefSeq and is a predicted model, not a curated record.
AUGGCUUGGUGCAAUACCUUGUCAAAAUUUCUUGAGUUUUUUAAACGACGAUUCAUUGAAAAUUGGAAUCGGACAAAGAAGGUAUUUAUAACAAAAUAUAUAGGUUGUGAAUCUCUUGUUAAACUUGAUCUUACUAUUAAUUUUGUCGGAGAACUCACAAGUAUAAAAAUCUUACAAGAUCUCGAACAUUUUGAAGAAUUUAAUGAAGAAAAAGAAGAAUAUACACCGGAAUCUCGAAUUCGGAUUCAUCAACAAAUUCAAAAAGAUAAAGAAAAAGCAAAUGAACAUAAAAUAAAGGAAAAACGACCCCGCUCAUAUUUUAUGCCUGACGGUCGACCUAUGAACAUAAACGAAUCCAAAAUUGACUUUAAACUGACAGAUGAUGACAAUUGUUUAAUCCUUGAUAUGAAAUUAUACAAGUAUCUGGAUAGUUCAUUAAUUAAUGUGGACAUCCAGCCAAAAUAUGUUCGUGUUUUAAUUAAAGGAAAGGUAUUUCAGCUUUCUUUGGGAAUGGAAAUUUCUCCAACUCGAUCAACAUGUCAGCGUUCGAAAACAUCCGGGUAUCUUAGUAUAACUAUGCCCAAAGUAGGGAAAAUGGUGACUCCAUCUGGGCGUUUACCGUCUCCACGGUCAAGCCCAACGGGUUCCAGUUCUGUCGGGAAUCCAGCUGCUUGUAACGCAGCCGAAAUAGUCUCGUUGAUAGCGGAGUGUCUGGGAGCACGGCCAGCACUCCUUCUGCAUGACAGGGGAUGUAGUCCUUUGGUAUCGACUUUACUCCCACAUCGGCAUUGGCCCCCCGAACAGACAUUAAGUCCCAAGCGCAUUGCUACGCCAAUCCUCACACAGUCAUUAUCGAGAAGGGUUCCAGAUUGGGAGCAAGGGAGGGCAUAUGCCACGCCCCACUUUCAGGUCUGGCAGCGGCACCGAAACAAGCGAGGCGAUGCUGAUCCAAUGUAG